GCUCAGGCUGCUCCUGGACCUUUGGCAAAUCUCACAAAACCUGACCUUUUUUAGCAGACUGGCAGCAGAAAGUAGCAGGGGAGAGAGGUGUAAACCCAACAGGAAGGGCAGCAUCCUUUGCCGGGGUCAGGACCAGGAGGAAGACGGCCACCCCCAGCACUCCGAGCAGGGCCGCCGAGCUCCAGCCCACCGCCCUGAGCAGGCGCGUCGGCAUCGAUGGUUGGAGGAGGAAUGGACACCAAAGCCAAGGCUGUUGCAGGUCUCCUGGCAACCACCUGUGUCUGCAGCAUCAUCGCCCUCAUUCUGAGCAUUGUGAAUGUGAAGGAUGUGUUUCUGCCCCCCAGCACCAAGUACGGGCUGGUGUUUGAUGCCGGCUCCACACACACGUCCCUCUACACCUACCGGUGGCCCGCGGACAAGGAGAAUGGCACCGGCAUCGUGUCCCAGGUGGAUGUUUGCACCGUGGCAGGACCCGGCAUCUCCAGCUACGCAGACGACCCCGCGGGGGCUGGUGCCAGCCUGAGGCCCUGCCUGGACCAGGCCUUGAAGAUCGUGCCGGUGGAGCAGCAGCGGGAGACCCCCACGUACCUGGGGGCCACGGCCGGCAUGCGGCUGCUGAGGGAGCAGAACGGCACCAAGGCCGAGCAGGUCUUUGCUGAGGUGGCCAAGGUGAUUGGGGAGUACCCUGUGGACUUCCGUGGAGCUCGGAUCCUGACGGGCACAGAGGAGGGCUCCUUCGGCUGGAUCACCGUCAACUACCUGCUGGAGACACUCGUCAAGUUUUCCUUUGCAGAGAAAUGGGAACAUCCAGAGGACACCGAGGUUCUGGGAGCUCUGGACCUUGGAGGUGCCUCGACACAAAUAACCUUCCAGCCUGGAGUGCCCGUGGAGGACAGGAACACUUCGGUCUUCUUCCGCCUGUACGGCACCAACUACUCUCUCUACAGCCACAGCUACCUGUGCUAUGGGAAGACACAGGCCCUGAAGAUGCUGCUGGCAGCUCUGCACCAGGACAGUGUGACUGCCCAGAUCUCACACCCCUGCUACCCCAUGGGGUACCAGGAGAAUGUCACCGUGGCAGAGCUCUACGACAGCCCGUGUGUGCGUGCCCCCAGCACAGCCAGCCCUGCGCAGGUGCUGACGGUGACGGGCACAGGGGACCCAGCCAGGUGCAGCAUGGCCGUGCAGAAACUCUUCAACUUCAGCUGCGGGGCCCAGAGGCCGUGCGGGUUCAACGGGGUGUACCAGCCCCCCGUGCGGGGACAGUUCUUUGCCUUUGCUGGGUUCUACUACACCUUCCACUUCCUGAACCUGACCAGCCAGCAGUCUCUGAAUGAUGUCAACGCCACGAUCCUGGCCUUCUGCAAGAGGAACUGGUCAGAGCUGGAGCGGACCUUCCCGCAGGACAAGAAGUACCUGCACACGUACUGCUCUGCAGCCAUUUACAUCCUGACGCUGCUGCUCGAUGGCUUCAAGUUCAAUGAGCACACCUGGAGCAACAUCCACUUCAGCCAGCAGGCAGCACACACAGACAUUGGCUGGACACUGGGAUUCAUGCUGAACUUCACCAACGUGAUCCCCGCGGAGCCUCUGGAACUCGUCAAGGGCCACCAGCCCGGGCUGUGGGCAGGGGCUGUCUCCUUCAUCGUGCUGGCCCUUGUGACAGGCCUGGUGGCCACUUUCCUCCUGUGUUUCUGGAAGACCAAGUAGCUCCCAGCCUCCUGACUCCAGGCAUCCCGCCCACUAACCCAGGCAAGGAAGUGGUGCAGAAGAGGUGGAAGGGGGAGAAGAAUGAGGGCAUUAGACCCAUCUCCAUUGCUCUGCAGAUCUGACUGGGUCAUCUCUGUGAAUGUCUAAGAUUACAAAGUUGUCUUGAUCUCUCUGAAAGUCCAAGAGGAAAAGACUCCUUUAAUCUGACUGCCAAAAGCUGACUGAGACUUGGUGGCUGGAUGAAGCCAGAUAAAUUCGAACUAGAAAUAAAAUCUGUUUUGUUUUUCAAAUAUGAA
This is a messenger RNA of Chiroxiphia lanceolata (lance-tailed manakin), 2006 nucleotides long. It is a transcript of the gene ENTPD8, whose product is annotated as ectonucleoside triphosphate diphosphohydrolase 8. Gene Ontology annotation, molecular function: UDP phosphatase activity; GDP phosphatase activity. The coding region runs from base 217 to 1710 and encodes 497 amino acids. The transcript is spliced from 11 exons. The record is from RefSeq and is a predicted model, not a curated record. NCBI's taxonomy places the organism in Eukaryota, Metazoa, Chordata, Aves, Passeriformes, Pipridae. Gene Ontology annotation, biological process: nucleoside diphosphate catabolic process. Gene Ontology annotation, cellular component: plasma membrane.